AAAUUUUCAGUUAAGAAAAAGGAACAGAGUGAAGAUGAUGAUAUACAGCACAAUCUGAAAAGAGCAAAGUGUUACAAAUAUCAGAACAGGAAGAGAUUCAUUUCUUCAAUUAGAAAAUUCAAUGAAAUCCAAGGAAAUAUUAAAAAGAAAUACUUGAAGGUUAUGUGCUCAUUUCAUUCUAAACAAAAUUUUACGUGUAAUUUAUGUACCCAGACUUUCAUAAAUUACAAAGUAUUAAGAGCCCAUCUAUUCUUUCAUAUUGGAAACAAACAAUUCUGCUGCACAAGCUGCAAUCAGAAGUUUUGGUGGGAAUUUCUUUUGCGAAGACACCAGAAAAAGCACAGCAAUGAAAAUCAAAUUGAAAUUAAUAGGAAAGUUCACUUACAGUCAUCUUCAAAAUGUCUUCUAGAACCUCUGGAACAGUGGAAACCCUUUCAAUGUGACAUUUGUGAUAAACGCGUUAUGACAAUGAGCCGAUUAAAGAUGCACCACAAAACACAUUUAUCUUAUAUUUGUAAGAUAUGUAAGAAAGAAUUUAAGUGGAAAUGUAAUUUGAGACGUCAUCUGGUAACGCAUAGUGAAGACCGACCUUUCAAAUGUGAUAUUUGUAAUAAGGGUUUUAAAACAAGAAAGGCUUUAAAAACUCAUAAUGAGACUCAUAGUGAAGAAUAUAAAUAUUCUUGUCACAUGUGUAACAGAAGUUUUAAAACAAAAUCCUGUUUGGCAAAUCAUAAACUCAUUCAUAAUGAUAAAAAUAAUUAUUUUUGUGAGAUUUGUAAAUCAAGUUUUAAAACGCAACGGAGUUUAAAGACUCAUGUUGAAACACACAGUGAUGAUUAUAAUUAUUAUUGCAAGAUCUGUAAAAGACGUUUUAAAACAAGGAACUGUUUAUAUGCUCAUAAAUUAGUACACAGCGAUAAACGUAAGUAUUUUUGUGAAAUAUGUGAGAAGAGUUUUAAACAUAAAAGUACAUUAGUAAGACAUAGCUCCAUUCAACAUGAAAAUAUGUAGGUAUGCAGAUUUUGUCAAGUUAUCUGAAAACUUGUAUUGAAAUGUGUAAUAUCUGUGUAGUUGAAGCAAUGAAAGACUAUCUUGCACUUCAUCAAUAUCAACUGUAUCAUCUGUCACCCUCAUUUCAUCUGUCAAUAUCAUCUGUCACCCUAUUUUAAAUGAGAUAGAGUGACAGAUGGAAUAAUGUGUGCAAAUUUGCUAAAUGUGCUGUAGGAAUUUUAUUAGUUGUAAUACUUCAUUUUCUUUGAAAAGAGCAUUUGUGUAAACAAAAGUGUACCUUUGCAACUUGGGGAUUUAAGUCAAUCAUAAAUUUUUAAAUCUA
Molecule: messenger RNA, 1333 nt
Organism: Centruroides sculpturatus (bark scorpion)
Lineage: Eukaryota; Metazoa; Arthropoda; Arachnida; Scorpiones; Buthidae
Product: zinc finger protein 728-like
Exons: 1
Coding region: 163-1011 (282 amino acids)
Biological process (GO): regulation of transcription by RNA polymerase II
Cellular component (GO): nucleus
Molecular function (GO): RNA polymerase II transcription regulatory region sequence-specific DNA binding; DNA-binding transcription factor activity, RNA polymerase II-specific
Source: RefSeq, a predicted model, not a curated record